GGCCCCCCGGACGAUGGCCGGCCCCGAGCCGCGCGUCCGCUACUUGGCGGCUUUCCGCUGCCCCCUCGGGGGCCUGGCGGCGGGCAAGCCCCGCGUCCUGUGCCACGAGGCGGAGAUUUUCGUGUCCACCGGGAGCGAGUUCGUCUACGUAUAUGACCAGGAAGGCGGGCUGCUGACCGUCGUCUUCCAGCUGCCGGCUCGCGUGUGGCACCUGGAGCUCGUGGCGCCGCGCAGGGCGCUGUACGCGCUGUGCGCCCGCGAGGGCGUGUACUGCCUGUCGCUGGAGCGCCCGGGCAGAUCGGGCAGCCAGGACGACCCGGCUGGCGAGCACGGUGGGGAUGCUGAGCUCCCCUCCCCGGUCAUCCCUGUGGGCCCGGAGGCCUGUGUGCUCCCGGGCGAGAGGCUGCGCGCCUUCGCGGUGCUGGACGAGGUGCUGGUGGCCCUGGAGCAGGGCCCUGCCGGGUGGACGCUGCAAGCCUUCCAGCGCCCCUGCCCGGGGCAGGAGCUGCAGCGGGACGCCUGCAUUGGGGAAGUGGUACUGUCACCCUGCACACCCCCAGUCCUUGCUGGGGAGCCCGAGGAGCCCCAGUUCCUGCCGGUGUUGUGUUGGGCGUGCCUGCCAGGCCGUGGGGCCUGUGGGCAUCUGGUGUUGGCCGAGGCCCUCUUCGGGCUGCUCUUCGGGGCCGACGCCACCCUCCUCGAGUCCCCCGUGGUCCUCUGCGGCCUCCCUGAUGGCCAGCUCUGUGGGGUGGUCCUCAGGGCUCUGGUCACCUCCCGCUCGGCCCCCGGGGACCCGAAGGCCCUGGUCAAGGUCCUCCAUCACCUCGAGGAGCCUGUCAUCUUCCUGGGGGCCCUGAGGACUGAGGAGCAGGCCCUGGACAUCACAGGGGACACACUGGCUCCAGGAGACGCACCUGCUGACUGCCUGGUGGCCCUUGGCCACCACGGUCGAACUCUAGCCAUCCGGGCCAGCUGGAAUGAGGCAGGGGGCCUGGUGCCUGAGCUGCGGGAGUACUGCCUGCCAGGGCCCGCACUGUGUGCUGCCAGCAGGAGGCAGAGCCGCCUGUACUACAGCACGCCCACUGAGCUCUGCAAGGUGGACCUGACUGGGAACGCCAGUGCCCGCGUGGACCCCGCAUGGCCUGAGGGAGGCCUGCCCCCGCUGCUGUGCCCAGCCGGCCUGAGCAUCUGCAGCGCUGUGGCACUCUCCGUGUUGCCCACGAGCCCCGGAGGUGGCACCAAACUCCUGGGCCUGUCCACCAAGGGCCGCCUGAUGGCCUGCAGCCUGGCCCUGGACACCAAGGAGGCUGGCCCAGCCCGAGUGGCCAGGGCGGAUAUGGGUCGGAGGAUAAAGGAACUGCUGUGUGGGAUCGGCAGUGUGUCCGAGCGAGUGUCGUUGUUGAAAAAAGCGCUGGAUCAGCGGAACAAAGCCCUGGCUAGCCUGCAUGAGGCCAUGGAUGUGAGCUGUGCCCUGCUCUCGGGCCCCGAGGGUGCCCGGCCCAUCUCCUGCACCAUCACAACCGGCUGGAGCCGUCUGCACCUACAGGACAUGCUGACAGCCACCUGCCAGCUAUACAAUAGCAGCCACUUCCACCUGGACCAGGGCUGGACCCUGUGCGUGCAGGUGUUCAGUUGCUCCUCAGCCCUGGCCCUGGACUCGGUCAGCUCAGCCAUCACCUACACCGUCCCCAUUCCCCAGCUUGGCCCCAGCGGGCGGCGAGAGGUGAUGCUGCCGCUGGGCCCCAACGAGAGCGGGGAGCUGGACCUGCCAAUGACCGUGUCCUGUGCGCUCUUCUAUAGCCUGCGGGAGGUUCUGGGUGAGGCCCUGGCCUCAGAGGAUGCCCUGGAAGAGCCCUGUCCGGCCGCGGGGCCCCUGGCAGUGCUGCGUGAGCAGGGUGGCGUCUGCCUGCCGCUGAGUAGACACAUGGUGGACAUGCUGCAGUGUCUGCGCUUCCCCGGCCUGCCUGCCGCCCCCAGCCUGCUCGGCCCGGGCCCUGACCCCGUGGACACCUUCCUGGAGUCCUGCCAGAGGGCUGCCAAGCUGGCCGGCCCUGCUUCCCUGCGUGCCAAGUACCUGCCCCCAUCGGUGGCCUCCAUCAAGGUGUCAGCCGAACUGCUCAGGACCGCCCUGCAGGCUGGGGGUGUAGGUGGCUCGUUGAGUUGUGCCACACUGCGGUGGCUGCUGGCUGAGAACCCUGCCGCAGAUGCUGUAAGGGCCCAGGCACUGUCCUCGAUCCGAGGAGUGGCCCCCGACGGCACAGAUGUCCACCUCAUCGUCCGUGAGGUGGCCCUGACAGACCUGAGCCCAGCGGGGCCCAUCGAGGCUGUGGAAAUCCAGGUGGAGUGCUCCUCCCUGGCCAGCUUGUGCCGGACCCACCAUGCCAUCACCGGGCGCAUGCAGGCAAUGGUCAUGGAGCAGGCUACCCAGGGCUCCAACCCCCCCGAGCUCCGUGUGCAGUACCUCCGACAGAUCCACGCCAACCAUGAGAUGCUGCUACGGGAGGUGCAGGCCCUGCGUGACCAGCUGUGCACGGAGGACGAGACUGGUGCCUGUGCAGCGGCUCAGCGGCUCCUGGAGGUGUACGGACAGCUGCGUAACCCCAGCCUCGUGCUGCUCUGAGCUGCCUGCUGGCCCACAG
Molecule: messenger RNA, 2639 nt
Organism: Ochotona curzoniae (black-lipped pika)
Lineage: Eukaryota; Metazoa; Chordata; Mammalia; Lagomorpha; Ochotonidae
Gene: FAAP100
Product: FA core complex associated protein 100
Exons: 9
Coding region: 14-2620 (868 amino acids)
Biological process (GO): interstrand cross-link repair
Cellular component (GO): Fanconi anaemia nuclear complex; nucleoplasm
Source: RefSeq, a predicted model, not a curated record